CACAAGCUGGCCGGCAAGGACGGAUCUUAUUUCUUGGUGCUAGUUAAUAUUUAACCAAGGCCAACGUACGAGUAGGCAUGGCACACCCAAGAGCAACAGAACUGCGGGCUAGGAAUGCUGGAGGUUUAGGCGGAGAAGUGAAUCAAGAAAAGAAUCUUCAAAGAUUUUCAAGAAACCAAGCAACCUCUGACGAGGCUCCACUACUCGACGAAGAAACUCUCCUCAGUAAACACGAAAUGGCAGAGCAACAAGCUAUCGAGAUCGAGCUCGAGAAGACUGGUCUAACGAAGAAAGAAAACGAGCAGUUGUUCUUUCGAGACGGUGUACGGUUAAUCGAUUAUGUCCUGGUUUUUGAGGCGCCGGCAGCCGAUACUGAGAUAGAUGAAGACGACCAACAGAAAGAAGACUCUCACGCUGAAAAAAGAAAAAAAUACGAAGCGAAUCUUAAAGAGCUUGGCUUAGAGUUAGAGUUCGAAGAUGGUAUCUCCACCAAGGGUAAUACCAAGCGAGAUACCCAUUUCAUUAAGAUUCAUGCACCAUGGGAAACCCUUGUCAGGACAGCAGAAGAGAUGUUAAUAAAGAUGCCCAUCAAAGAUAGUGACAUUGACAUUAAAACUUGGUCUGAGAAGCACUUGAGUGAAGAGUUUGUUGAAUCCAUUAACAGCCAUGAUCCGUUCAAAAUCAAGGACUCUAAUAUCCCCCCUCGAAAGAAGCAGUUCGUAGCGACAUUCAGGCGGGAUCAUUUGGACCAGUUCCUUGGCCAUCAUGACAAGGCAACAUUUUUUAAUCGAACUGACCGUAGCCGUAUGGUCGAGCGCCUUUGCCUACAAGCAUCCUUUGGCGAGAACCGUUUUGACCAGGGAAUUAAACGUCUUCUCCAUCAAGGAGCUUAUGUUGCUGCGUACCCGCUGCAUUCAGGACAUGAAGAGACCCCAUUUGGCCAAGUGCCGUCCAAUGAUCGACAACGGCUACGUCGAGACUGGGCAAGAUUUGGGCGUKUGCUUAAAUAUCAACCAUACGAUGCAAUCAAAGAUUAUUUUGGCACAGAAAUUGGGCUGUAUUUUGCUUGGCUUGGCUUCUAUACUGCUAUGCUUGUCCCAGCGGCAAUAUUUGGCCUGAUAGUCUUUAUUUAUGGAAUAGCAAAUGCCUACGAUUUCCCACCAGUUAAAGACAUCUGCAAUAAGUCCAAUGAACGCCUUUUCUACAUGUGUCCUCUCUGCGAUCAGCAGUGUCCCUAUUGGACGCUGAUAUCGAACUGUUACUAUGCCAUUGCAGUAAGUGCUUUUGACAACGAUAGCACAGUUGCCUUUGCAAUAUUUAUGUCGAUUUGGGCGACUCUUUUCUUGGAGUUCUGGAAGCGAAGACAAGCUGUUCUGGCGUACGAGUGGCACAUGAUGCAUUACGAAGAUGAAGAAGAACAACCACGACCUGAAUUCCUUGCCCGAGUCACAACCUUGAAAGAAGACCCAAUUACUAAGAAAAUGGUCCCUCAUGUCCCUAAGAUAAAACAGUACCAGAAACUCGCUGGUGUUGGAAGCUUAGUGGCAUUCAUGAUCAGUCUCGUACUUGGGGCCGUUGUGGGCGUGGUGGUAUAUCGUGCAUCUGUAUAUGGUGCUCUUUUGAGUGCUGAAGAUCCAAGUAUGAAGAAGAAUGCCAAGAUCACUACUACUAUAACUGCUGCUCUCAUCAACUUGAUCUGUAUUAAUAUCCUCAAAAUUGUCUAUGAGAAACUGGCUAUGUUUCUGACGGAAUGGGAGAACCCGCGUACGAAUACAGAUUUCACCGACAGCUUCACGUACAAGAUGUAUCUUUUCCAGUUUGUAAACACGUAUUCUUCAAUUUUCUACAUUGCGUUCUUCAAGUUGAAUCUAGUGAUUGGCACUCCAGGGAAUUAUCAACGCCUUGGUGGUAGUUAUCGGUUGGAUGGUUGCAGUAGUGGUGGGUGUUUGAUGGAUCUUUGUAUACAGCUAGUGAUCAUCAUGGUCGGUCAGCAGGUCAUUGGCAACAUAACAGAGAUAGCGAUACCAGGAUUGAUGAAGUGGUGGAAGCUGAGGCAAGCUCGCAAGGACUCCUACAUAGAGAUUCCACGAUGGGAGAUUGACUAUAAACUAAGUGCCCUUCCUGAGCACCAUUUGUUUUGGGAAUACCUUGAAGUCGUUCUCCAGUUUGGAUUCGUCACCAUGUUCGUGGCUGCCUUCCCUCUAGCUCCACUCUUCUCUCUCAUCAACACGGCAGUAGAAAUACGUGUUGACGCUAUCAACUUUGUUUGUCAGUUCCGACGCCCGACUGCCCACCGAGCUCAGGAUAUUGGCGCCUGGUUUAACAUCAUGGAAGGCUUGGCCAAUAUUUCUGUCCUCAUCAAUGCCUUUGUGAUAGCUUUUACUUCUGACUUUAUUCCAAGACUAGUGUACAAGUACAAGUACAGCGAAGAUGGAACUCUCAAURGCUACCUCAACAACAGCAUGUCAUACUUUAACGUAGACGACUACAAUGUAACCGACCCACAAGCACAGCCUCUCGAAAAAUACGCCCACGCGUUUUUGAAUUACUCUCAACCUUUCUGCCGUUACCCAGGUUACCAUGAACCACACAAGCCAUACGAUGUCACCAAGCAACACUGGCACGUGAUUGCAGCCCGCCUUGCCUUCGUAUUCGUCUUCCAGUACUUGGUGUAUUGCGUGACAAAGUUUGUGUCGUGGGUCAUACCUGAUAAGCCUCGUCAUCUUCAGCUAAGGAUUAAGCGAGAGGAAUACCUUGCCCAAAAGGCUUUGGAAGAGACCAUGUCGUCCUCUGUUAUCGCUUAAUACCUUAAUAAUGCUGUCCUCUAAGGUCAUACGCAUCGCCAACCAACAUUAAUGAUACCUGCAACGUGUAGUCAAAACGUUAUAUGUUUUUUAUAUGUUAUUAUGUAUAUGUAUUGGUCUGUAUAGAGUGGUAAGUCACUGGUCAUAGUCUGCAACACGCUUAAUUACUCCCUCAGCAUUUCAUAGUAAUCUCUUACUUAAAACAACAGAAUUCAUGAUUACCGCAGUAUCAGUAAAAAUCAAAAAGGUCUAUUGAUUCAGCGCCGACCUACUUACGAUAAUCUUAAUAAUGCACACCUCAACAGUUCAAACCCGGCCAUCCACUCUGGAAUGCCACGGAUCUUCACUAGAUUUUUUUUAUAUUUUUGAAAUUUCGUUGGCGUUUAAAAAUCCAGAGCAAAGUAAUCCUCACAAUUAGCAAAAAUAUAUAAGUUUAAAAAAUUUAAAAUUAGUUCCGAGUACAGGGCUGUCAACUCUCCCGGAUAAACCGGGAGUCUCCAGAUUUUGGGCCGUAUCUCCCGGUCUCCAGAUUAGAGUCUCAA
Molecule: messenger RNA, 3346 nt
Organism: Actinia tenebrosa (Australian red waratah sea anemone)
Lineage: Eukaryota; Metazoa; Cnidaria; Anthozoa; Actiniaria; Actiniidae
Product: anoctamin-4
Biological process (GO): chloride transmembrane transport
Cellular component (GO): plasma membrane
Molecular function (GO): chloride channel activity; protein dimerization activity
Source: RefSeq, a predicted model, not a curated record